This is a messenger RNA of Physella acuta, 375 nucleotides long. RefSeq lists its product as uncharacterized. Lineage: Eukaryota; Metazoa; Mollusca; Gastropoda; Physidae. The record is from RefSeq and is a predicted model, not a curated record. Gene Ontology annotation, molecular function: GTP binding.
AUGACAGAAUACAACGGUCGUCAGAUAAGCGUCGUAGAUGGUCUGACAAUUUGUGAUACCAGACUGGACGAUGAGGGGUCAGCUGAGAAGUUAAACGAGGCCACCAACUUGGCUCUGGCAGUCAAUCCUGACGGCUAUCAUGCUUUUCUUCUGGUCCUAAAAUACGGCAAUAGGUUUACACGUGAAGAACAGGAGUGGGUUGUGUUGUUAAAGAAAAUAUUCGGAGAUGAUUUUGUUCAUAAAUUUUGUAUUUUAAUCUUGACAUGCGGAGAUGUUUUUCAUCAAGAUCAGGAGGAAACAGGAUUGGCCUUCUCAGAGUGGUGCCAAAAAGAAGAUGGCGCCUUUAAGGUUUUUGCUCGAGGAGUGCUGCCAUAG